Molecule: messenger RNA, 2091 nt
Organism: Cladophialophora bantiana CBS 173.52
Lineage: Eukaryota; Fungi; Ascomycota; Eurotiomycetes; Chaetothyriales; Herpotrichiellaceae
Exons: 2
Coding region: 1-2091 (696 amino acids)
Source: RefSeq, a predicted model, not a curated record
AUGGAAAGUGAGAAUCAACGUCCGAAGAAGCUCGUCUCCUUCUCAGAGCGAGUUGCUGCCUUUCGCACGAAAAGGAAUAGCUUACGUUUCCCUUCGCAAGAGGAUAUUGCAAUGGAGCAAAGGCGCAUUCCAUCUUUAAGCUUUCGGAACGAACCGCCUCUCCAGCAAGACGAUUUCAGACGAUCUUUCAUACGAUGGCAAUAUGAAAUGCCAGAAGAAGAAUCUAGCCUCGAUCCAGAAUUGCUGCCCAACGAAAACCUGAUCCAAACAAUACUACUCCCAGCAACAAUUAUUUACAUUCCCAUCGCUCUCCUGGCCGGUGCUCUACUUGAUCUGGUUUAUAUUUACAGAAUCGACCUUGUUCCAAAUUUGUUCAAGCCAACAGAAACAUCAUUGCGCGGGCCUGGCUUCCUGUCUACAUUGGCGCCGCUACUGGGCUCUUUCAUAUUGUCUAUCUUUGCUCUUCCCGUCUCCCGGAGACUGCGAGAUGCAUCUAGAGAAGCGAAAUACCUCAAUCUACCGACUUCUUUUCAGAUGAGUUUGCUCAUUGGGAUUUUGAUCGCGUCUGCACAGCAAUUGCGGUCUUAUCUCUGGUAUCUUCUCCGCCGGCGGAGACCCAGCAUCCCGCCAGUUUUGCACUGCGCCGCUUCCAUGAUGCUCCUCAGUCUAGUUAUGGCUGCCGGAGUGUUCAUUGCGGACACGAUCUUGCAUUACACGACAUCGACCGUUGAAUUUGAUCAGAUACUGGUUCUGCCGCAGCCCGAUCAAGAAUUUGGACGUGGUCUCUCAGAAUUUUGCUUGACCUUUAACCGAACUUUGGUGGGACUGCCUUGUUCUGACACGACUGACUCUGGACAAGUCGACCCAAAUGCCAAUCUCGAGGCAACAGCAAUGAAUCGGCUGUUGCACAACACUUCGCAACUCUCAGAGAUUCGAAUUACAGCAACAGAGGACGUUCCAGGAGCUGGUCUGGCAUACCUCAUUCCGCAACAACAAAGGAUUGCUCCCAACAUUGAUUACCAAGCGUCUACCAUUGGAAUAUCUACAACGUGCCGCUUUGUCAAGCCCUCUAGCUGUGGCAUGGCCCUCUGGGAUAAUUACUAUACUAACUUCAGCUGUACUGAUAUGUUCCACGGCACCAUCGGAAUGCCACCGAUCAUGAUCACCAACAUAAACAAUCCACGUCCUCCAGAUCCAUAUCGCUCAUUCUUGAUGUACAAAGGAGCCGCGAACCUGAUGUACUCUUUUUUCAACGACUCGGGAAUGAGGAACAUUUACAAUACUGUUGGCUACAAUGACUCGGGCGAUUUCGACCUAAGCAUCUCUCCAUAUCCCAACUCUCAGUUGGUGAAUCCAUUCUAUGUCGGCAUUGCUGCGCGAAUCUCGACAACAAGUGGACAAUUUGUGUCUGGCAAUGAAAUGCUGACAAAUAACACAGACGCCACUUUCAUUUCCGCCGGCGUCGUGGAUUUCAUUCUUGAUUGCGCCGUGGCCUCAUACGACGUUUCAUAUACCUGGGUCGAUGGCGGCUUGCAGGAUAUCAAUGCCGUGCCAUCUGGUAAUGGCAGCAUCCUGGAAAUUUUCCAUGGCUCUUUGCUGUAUGCGACUAUCAGUGGUGGUGAUCCUGCUCUACAAGAUUACCUCACGCAGUCUGCACUGGCUGGAAACACGACCGAUUCUUUUCUCCAGAAAUUUGGAAGGCUAUACUAUACCAAGGUCUUAGCAUACAUUGGUGGCUACACCACCGGUCGUGUUGCUCUUGCUCAACAACAGCGUGACCAUAUGCUCCUUUCUAAAGUGCCUCUUCCACCCUUGGCUAUAUUAGUGGCAUGGAGCUUCUGCUACCUCUUGCUUGGACUAAUACUUGGCUUCCAAGCAUACUGGGCAUCCCGCGACAAUGUUCGCGAUAUCGCAGCCAAACUGAGCUUAUCGGGGCUCUCGCAGGCAGCUUUUGGCGACAGACAAAAGGGAGCAUCUAGUGGUGGGACUACUUCGAGGGAGGAUGUAAACCAGGUUAUCAAGCAGGAGACGAGACGGAUUCUCGUCGACGGUAGCGCACAACAGGGUUUCGAGUUCGGCGUCAUGCUAUGA